CAUGUGACCAUGUGAUCACAGUCAAAGCAGUCAGACAGAGGGGAGAGAACUUGUGACUGAGGCAGCAGCAGCAGGUCUGAGCUCUGGGGGAUAAAAAGAAAAAUUUUCCAAAUCUAUUCUUCUUCUCCGAUUGACAUCAUGGACUGCGGGAUCCUCACUUCGAAGACAAUCCUGCUCUUCCUCAGCUUGGUGUUUUGGGCUGCAGGAGGAGUGUUGGCGUACGUGGCGUCCUACAUGAUCAAGAGCUAUGACAGCUUUGGAAGUUUCCUGCAGGACAAGCAGACGCUGAUCCCAGCAGCCAUCAUCAUCGGCAUCAGCGUGGUUAUGUUCAUCUUCGGUCUGGUGGGAUGCUGCGCCACGCUCCGCGAAUCCACAGGCGGCCUCAGCUGUUUCUUUCUGAUCAUCAUGCUAAUCUUUGCAGCUGAAGUUGCUGCUUUGGUGUUUAGCUUCAUAUAUCAGGGCAAGAUUAGUCAAGACCUGGAACGCUCAAUGAACGAUACCUUUGCAAAGUAUGAUGGAAGCAACCCUGAGUCUCAAGCUGUGGACUUGUUGCAGAAUGAGUUGAUGUGCUGCGGUGUCAACAACUACACCAGCUGGUUCAACACUCCCUGGUUCUUGACCAAUAAGACGAUACCUCCAUCCUGCUGUAAAAAUAAAACAGCACAAUGUCCCGGCAUUCCAUUUCAGCCAGACCUGAUUUAUACAGAAGGAUGUGAAGACAAGCUGGAGAAAACACUGCACGAUGUGUUGACGUACGGCAUGCUGGUCGUUCUUGGUUUUGCCAUCAUCAAGUUCUUCGGCAUGCUGAGCGUCUGUGUGAUAACCUGUAGGAACAACAGCCGGAGGAGUGGCUACCAGGCACUCUAUGCUUAAAACACCUCCACAUCUUACCCAGCAGCCUGGAUACUCUUCACUGUACAGAAACAUACUCAGUUUUAUACACUGAAGCAUUAAGGUGGUGUUAGAUGAACGUCUUUUUUUUCUGCUAUAAUCUGAUCUAAGUACAGCAGAGUAACUGCAGAAAAAAACAACUGAUCUUGAUGUUUUACGUGCUCCUAUUUUCAUCUUUAUGAGCCUUUUCACUCUUUUGCAUUGUGUAGAUAUUCUUUUGAAGGACACAUCACUUGAAUAUGUUUUAAUCAAUGACUUCAAUCUAUAUUUUGAGGUGAUUGUUCAUUUAAUGGUGGUUUACUACCUUACUAAGGGUUGCAAUAUUUAAAGCAAACUAAGCUGAUGGAAACACGCCCCCUGUGGUCAGUUAGGGGUACUGAUGCAGGUUUUUCUAGUUUGGCUCUUUUUGUGUUUGUUUUGUUUCUAAAUUAAAAAGGUGACUAUUUCA
Messenger RNA from Nothobranchius furzeri (turquoise killifish), 1339 nucleotides. RefSeq names its product tetraspanin 36 (gene tspan36). The record is from RefSeq and is a predicted model, not a curated record. Lineage: Eukaryota; Metazoa; Chordata; Actinopteri; Cyprinodontiformes; Nothobranchiidae. Gene Ontology annotation, cellular component: plasma membrane.